Molecule: messenger RNA, 4163 nt
Organism: Trematomus bernacchii (emerald rockcod)
Lineage: Eukaryota; Metazoa; Chordata; Actinopteri; Perciformes; Nototheniidae
Product: protein NYNRIN-like
Exons: 2
Coding region: 672-4103 (1143 amino acids)
Biological process (GO): proteolysis; DNA integration
Molecular function (GO): aspartic-type endopeptidase activity; RNA-DNA hybrid ribonuclease activity; nucleic acid binding
Source: RefSeq, a predicted model, not a curated record
CCGCUGAAGAAUGGAGACAACAUCUCAUUCACCACGAUAUCAAAUACCAGACAACACUGAUGACUAAUGAUGACGACGACAAAACACUAGCCCGAAGACUUUUGAAGAUACAAAUAGCUGAGAAAGAUACCGAAGCAGCCAAAAACAAGAAAGUGGCAAGGCAGAUGGCAGCUAUAACAGAGAAUGCCGUGCAGACACCACCUACAGUUCAAACUCAGGUAGUGCCAGAGAAUCAGAUUCAGAACCAAGAAAGAGGUGGAGGAAAUUUCCGGGGAAGAGGCAAAGGAAAAGUUGGCCGGUUCACUGGAUGUUACCUAUGCAGUCAGGGGGGCCAUUGGGCCAAAGAUUGUCCUCAACAACACAUGCAAUACCCACCACACGUAUUGGAAUAUACUACUACACAAUUUCAGCAGCCCCAGACUCAACAGUGUUAUCCCCAAUUUCAACACCAGCAAACGCCUGUGUAUGUUCCCACCCAAUCACAGCCACCAGCGCCAGUGUACAAUUCAGUACAGUAUCAACAGAGGGGAAGUGGAUUCCAGGAACAACCCAGAGAAGGAGGGGUGCCAAACAGGAACCAAAUGCCUCUGACAGCUUGGAGUGGUCCACACCAAUGAGGAGGCCCAGAGGAUCCAAUCACAGGUGAAGCCAUUCCAGCCCAAGAUGAACCAAUGGUCACCUGUGAGAUUGAGGGGGAGAAGAUAGAAAUGAUGGUGGAUACAGGAGCCACAGCUUCCUGCUUGACUGCAUUAAAAGGAAAACCACCUCCACUCUCAAAACACACCCUCAAAACAGUUGGAUACUCGGGACAAAUUGAUGUACAAAGAUACACAUUUCCAUUGGUCACAAAAAUUGGAAAGCAACUCCUGCAACAUCCAUUCCUCUAUGCCCCAAACUGUCCCAUAAAUUUGAUGGGAAGAGACCUGCUCGUCAAAUCAGGAGCAAGGAUAUUAUCAAAGGUGCCUACACAUCUUUGGACCACUGGAGACUAUGAUGUUGGAUUAGUGAAUCAUGAAGUCUCAGUGGAGCUAUUGGGCGACUACAAACCAUGUUGGCGCCCGCAAUACAAAUUGAAGCAAGAACAAAUAGAUGGGAUCGGGAAUACUAUUCAGGGAUUGUUGCAAGCUGGAGUAAUCAGACACACCUUCUCAAAUUGGAAUACUCCCAUCUUGCCAGUACCAAAAGCUGGCAACAAGGGAUGGAGAAUGGUCCAUGAUCUAAGAGAAAUAAACAAUGUCACUAAAACCGCUAAUAUUCCUGUCCCCGAUCCACAUGUAGCGUUGCAGAAUCUUAAUCCAGGUCACAAAUAUUUCACAGUGAUAGAUCUAGCUAAUGCAUUUUUUUGCUUGCCAUUAGAUCCAAAUGUCCAGGACAUAUUUGCAUUUACCUACCAAAGACAGAGAUACACCUACAAUCGGAUGCCACAGGGUUACAAAGACAGUCCAGGUUUAUUUAACCGUGCUUUAAAACAGGACCUCAGUGCAUUACAACUACCAGAGGGAGUGACUCUGAUACAAUAUGUCGAUGAUUUACUUCUAGCCGGACCAGAUGCAGCAACAUGUCUGGCUGUAACACAACAACUACUAAUCCUACUGGCCAAUGUAGGAUUCAAGGUGAAGAAAGAAAAAACACAGAUCGCAAGGAGAACAGUUACAUUCCUAGGAAGAAUGAUUUCCUCCAACAGCCUAACUCUGACACCAGCACAAAGAUCUUCCAUCCUCUCUCAACCAAAGCCUAAAACCGUGCAACAGAUGCUUGCAUUUCUGGGCCUAACGGGGUACAGCAGGACCUACAUACCUGACUAUGUGGAUCUCACACAACCACUGAGACACAUCAUUGCAGAAGCAGGGAACAGAAAUCUAAAAGCCACUCUCGAGUGGACAUUGUUGGCCGAAGACGCUUUCACAAAGACAAAGCAAGCCCUGAGUCAAGCGGCACACCUUGCCACUCCUGAUUAUGACAAUGAUUUUUUCCUUGAUGUUUCUGAAUCAGGUGGAAUAGUCAAUGGAGUCCUGUUUCAGAAAAAAGGGGGAGUGAGACAGGUACUGAUGUACCAUAGCUCAAAGUUGGACAAUAUAGAACUAGGCCAGACAGGAUGUGCAAGACAUCUAGCUGCACUAGCAAAAGUCAUUGAGAAAACUGCACAUGUGGUAAUGUGCCACCCAUUGAAAGUCAAUACAGCACAUGGAGUAGUCGCAUUUAUACAUUCACAAGCAUUCACAUUUUCACCAAUCAGGAAAAUCAAGAUUCAGAGUAGUCUGUUGAAACCACACAUAACGUACCAAGUAGGGUUAACAAACAUGUCUACAGGAUUGAGUACAGAUGAACACCCACCCCAUGACUGUGAAUUUGUCUCCAAAAAAGAUCUCAAGAUAAGAUUUGAUUUAGAGAUAGACGCUUUGGACAAGCCAGAUCUCACUUUAUACAGUGAUGGCUGUUGUUACAAGGGAGACGACGGAAAUGUGGCCUCCUAUGCAGUAGUCCAGCAGGAGGGAGACACGAUACAGGUCAUAGAAGCAGAAACCAUCUCCCAGCCUGCUUCGGCCCAACUGGCAGAAGUUGUGGCACUCACCAAAGCUUUGGAGCAUGCAGAGGGACAAAGAGUCAACAUCUAUACAGAUUCAGCAUAUGCCUAUGGAGCAGUGCAUAUAGACGGACCACAGUGGAUCAGAAGAGGGUUUCUAACAUCUGCUAAGACACCAGUAAAACAUGCUGAAGCGCUAAAACUCCUGCUAACAUCGGUACUAUUGCCAUCACAAGUAGCAGUAAUGAAAUGCAAAGGACAUCAAACAUUGGACAAUGCGAUAUCCAGAGGAAAUGAUGCAGCAGACAAAGCAGCAAAGCAGGCAGGAGGGUACAGCAAGCAAAUGAUAUGUACGAAGGCCAAUACUCAAGAAGAGUUAACCACCGAACACAUCAUAGACAUGCAGAAAUGGGCUGGAGUGUAUGAACAGAAUCAAUGGAGUCAGAAAGGAGCAAAAGAAGUAGAUGGCCUAUGGAGAGCCCACGAUGGCCGUUUAGUCGCACCUGCAAAGUUAUGCCACCUGCUAAUAGAGCAAUCACAUGGUCCCACUCAUGUAGGCAAAGCAAGAACAACAAAAGACAUUGAACAACAGUGGUGGCAUCCUUACAUGAAAGACAUGGUUGAAAACUUCGUAAACGACUGUGAUACUUGCAAUGCAUUUAAUGUAAGAAAGCCAUACAAAUGCCCAAUGGGAAGAUAUCCAGUCCCAGAAGCCCCAUUCAAAGACAUUUGUAUUGAUUACACAGACAUGGGAGCAGAGAAUGUAGUUAGAGGGUUUAGGUAUAUGUUGGUAAUGAUUGAUCGUUAUACCAGAUGGAUUGAAGCCAUUCCCAGUAAGAAAGAAGAUGCAAAGACAGUCAUUAAGUGGCUUAAAACAGAACUUAUACCCCGCUAUGGAGUACCAAAGAUAAUAAGGUCAGACAAUGGCUCUCAUUUCACAAGCAAACAUUUGGAGGAAGUCGAGUUAUAUUUCGGUAUAAUUCAUAAGUUUGGGUCAGCAUACCACCCACAGUCGCAGGGUAUUGUAGAAAGAGCAAACCAAACAUUGAAAGGGAAAAUUGCAAAGGUCACUUUUGGUACAAAAAUCAAAUGGGUUGAUGCUUUGCCUUUGGCACUCAUGUCAAUGAGAUCAUCUCAGGGUGCUAAAACACAUCUUUCACUCCAUGAGUUGUUGACUGGUAGGCCAAUGCCAGGUCCUCCUAGAGAAGGAGGGAGUGGCCCAGCUUUAGAUAUCAGACAAAUAGAAGUUGAUGAAUAUGUCAGGGCGCUGAGUAACAUUAUCCAAGUUUUGUCUACACAGGUUCAAAGAACUGCAGAGAAACCAGACGAAGCACCAGAAGAGACUCCGCUACAGCCAGGUGAUUGGGUGAGGUUGAAAGUUCACAAAAGAAAGUGGGCUGAACCCAGGUGGACGGGACCGUGGGAAGUUGUUGAAAGAACUUCACACGCGCUCCGGAUAAAAGGAAAAAAAGGAGCAAAUUGGCACCACCUGACACAUUGUCGCCCUACACUGGCACCUUCCAGAAAGCUCUCGGAAGUUAGGACUGAUUUGGCAGAGCUGGAACAAAACGUUAAAUAAAAAUCAGUUCAAGAAACAGAGAGAUAGAAACAGCUCGAAAGACGAAUUAUUUUUAGGUUA